AUGGCGGGGAGAGAGGCGCCUUCCCGGGCGCUGUUCGUGCGGGAGGACGGGAGCCCGAUGCGGUUCUACGUGCGGCCGGGGCUGGCGAAGCUGCGGCUGGCGCCGCUGGUGCUGGCGGGCGGCGGGCGGCUGUGCCGGGUGCAGGAGCCGGGCGCGGUGCUGCUGGCGCAGCCGGGCGAGGCGGCGCCCGCCGGGGCCGUGUCGGCCGAGUUCGUCACCGAAUGCGUGCGGCGCAACCGCCGGCUGCCGAUCGAGCCCUUUCGCCUGCCCGCUCCAGCUCUGUCGUCGUCGUCGUCCUCCUCCUCCUCUUCCUCGUCGUCCCCCCUGUGCCCGCCGCCGCGGGGCCGCCUGGCGUUCUCGGCGGCGGAGGACGCGGCGCUGCUGCGCGCGGUGCAGGGGCGCGGCGGGACGGGCGGGCGCGCGCUGUGGCGGGAGCUGGAGCGGCGCGCGCUCACGCGACACAGUUGGCAGGCGAUGCGCGAGAGGUACCGCCGGCACCUCCGGCCCCGCGAGCCCCGCCAGGCCGAGGAGCCCCGCCGCAGCCCGGGUCUGUUCGAGGCAGCAAAUCAAGAGUUUGAAAGCACAGAGUCAGGAAGUGAUGCUUCGGAUGUUUCAGAAGAACUUUCUGCACAAACUGGAGAGCAAAAGUCCCCAAGAGAACGAGCAUCUGGUUUGAAAACCGGACCAGAGGACCCUGCUCUCCCUGACACUCAAUUACAAAGGGAAGAAAGACCAAAAAGCACUUGCUAUUCUUCUGGUGAGGUGGGAGAAGUAGUAAAAACUAUGCAGCACUUCAUGGAGAAGCUUGGCAUGGACCUGUUAACUGUUACACAGGCCUUUCUGAAGAACUCUGGGGAAGUGGAGCCUACUUUACAGUUUCUGGAGAUGGGGCAGCGCCUAGAUGGGUACCCUGUAUGGAGCAGAGAAGAUGAUUUGGAAUUGCAAAAAGAUGAUGAACACAUCAGAAAUAAAUUAAUAGCAAAAUUUGGAGCUGAAAAUGUAGCAAAGCGAGUAGCGUUUAGGAGAAGUUAGAUAGGAAAGCAGAGAGCAACUACUGAUCUAGGACUGUGGUAGAACUUAAAAACCCAGCAACUUCAGAAAUGCAAAUGUGAUGGGAAAUUUAAUGCAACAUUCUCAUGUUUCAGAAAUGCUUUAAAAUAAUUUGUUAACAAAAGGCUGGUUUUCUAUUUUAUCUUUAUGUGUAACACAGUAUGGUACUGCAAAACCAAAACUGCGGUGUUUCACUGGACAGGUGAAAUUCCUGCUGAAAUAGUGACAAUUAUUUGUUACAUUCAUGCUGCUCAUACAGAUUUCUUGAGACUUGUGUGGAAGACUAGACAAGCAUUUAAUGAGAGGGAGUGCAAAUAAACAUAGCAAAUAAAGCAGUAAGAUUUUUAAAAGAUAAGAAACUUUACCAGCCAGAGAAUGCUGCCGACUAAUAAACAUUUGAGAAUUCCAAAUCUUAAAGGUCAGUUGGCAACUUUGCUAAAAAAAUUAUGGGAGUUGCCUUAUAUUGUAUUGCUCAUCCUUCUUCCACUCUAAACCAUUAUCUUCCAUUUCAGAGGAAGGAGCUUGGCAGAUAGACAGGCAUCUGCAUAAAUAGUUUCUCUCUGCAGUUAAAUCUUGAACCUUUCUUCAGUGAUUAUAAAAAAAGUAAGUCUGAACAUUUCAGGGCCUCUCUUGAAUUUGAAAUUGAAUUUCCUAGGCACUAAUGAAAGCCAUCAGACUUUAAUCUUCCUAUUCUUUUCACCUGUGCAAGUCAAGCCACACAAGGACAAGUUUGGACUGCCAGGGACUGUGGGGCCUCACCAGAGCAGGACCUACUCUUAGAGAUGCUCUACAGUCAUAGAGCCGGGAUCAGUUUUCACGUAAGCUUGCUUCUAAGCAUUUAAUAAAGGUGUCUUGUGAUGCUUGCAGUGAUAAAUUCCUCUCAACAGACCUAAUUUUCUCAAAAAUCUUGAAGCUGUCUACAGUUGGUGACCCCCAUCCUGCUCAAGGGACUCCUGCAUACAAAAUGAGAUGUCUGAAGUAGCGAACAAGGAUAAUGUAGUGACUUGGCAAAAGUUGCUUUAAGUAAUGUGGCUUCAUGUUUUAACCAUUCUGCUUAAAAUCAUCUCCAUCCUGAUUCUGGGAGCUUUGUCUCAUCGAAGCAAGUCCAAGUGCUGAGAACUACCUAUGCCUUGUCCCUUUCUGUCCCCUAACGAUUAUUUCUGUCCCAGCAGGAUGCCCUUGGAAGGAGUCGCUGGACUCCCAGCUUCGUGUGAUUAAGGUUUUAACCUUUCAGAUUUCUUUUCAGAAGUGAUGUCCUUGCAAAGGCAUGUUUUAAACUGGAAAAACCGAGACAGAGAGCAGUAUUCAGGGCCGCUCCUUGCUUCUUGGCCUGCUCAAGCCAAAAAAAGAAAACCAAAACCAAAACUAAAACAUACUUGUAAACAGAACUUUUUGUCCUGCACUGACUAAUAGUUACGGGAAAUCAGUGGGUGUAGGGGAACUGAAUUCUGGAAGAGAACGGCAACAAUUCAUAACCAACAUUCUGAGCAUUACUGGACCAUGCUAGGCUCAAGGUGACUGGAAAUGCUGUAGGUUAAGGGCAAAUAAAUGCCUUUUGACAAAAAUGCUGUGGUUCUGACUUAAGAUUUCAUAAAACCAGGCUUUGAGAGGGGACGAAGAAUAAACCAUGCCAAGCAAUUUCAGGGUAGUUUACAUAGCAUGACACUUGAUGUCAAGCCAUCCCGCUGUUCUGUUUUUAGUACAAGUUGAGAAGGGGCCUGAAUGCAAGGAUUAGCAGUAAUACUAACCGGCAUUGGCAGAUCUUUGGAUAGAGUUUUAGCUCAGCUUUCAGCAAAGAUGAGGUGCAUCUGCGGAGUUUGGAAGCAGGAGUACAUACCUUUUUUUUUCUCCAAGGUUCAAGCUGCACUGUGUUUUAAGGCUUUCCAUGAGGCAUGUUUUGACAAAACCAGAAGCAUUUGAAUUGUGAGAGCAACAAAGGAAACGUGAUGAUAGGAUUUCUGUUGUUCAACAAAACAUUAUCCUGAUUGAAGCAACUAUAUGAACUCCAAAGUAAAGAAGCUAUUAGUGGUACAUUGUUGUUAUUUCAUAAUUAGGCUGUAAAAUAGCAACACUGAAAGUUUGGAAGUACAGAAGAACUUGAAUUUUGUUAAAAUACAAUUUCAUCGUAUUUCUGUAAAGGUUCAAUUCUCAAAUCCUCAUCACUUUUCCUUACAUUUACUUUGAUUUGGAGGGAGAUUUCAGAUACCCCAAGCAGAAUUGAUUCUUCUAUCACUAAGACCUUGGUUUGCCAUGCGUAGCUCAAAGCCGUGACUGCUUCCUCCGGUAUGUGUCUGAAGUGAAAAUAUUGUACCUGUGUGAAUGAUAAAUCCACAUGCAAAAACUGGUCCUGGGAGAACACGUUGUGUUUACUUUCCCACAAAGACUGUACAUAUACUGGUUUUCCCUGUGUUUUGUUUGGUGUUUUUUAUUGCUGUGAUAGAUGGUUGACAGCGUAAUUCAAGGGCUGAUGUCCCUGAUGCUGAGGAGAUUUAUGUCAGCCAAGGAUUUUGCCUCGGGGCACUUUCUGUUCCACCUGCUGUGCCAUGGUGGCACGGCACAAACACUGCCUCCACCAAGGUGCUCGCCUUUUCCCAAGCAGCCAAAUUUUUGUUAGCCAUGAAAAGCCAGGCUGCUCUUGCAGCCACUGAAGGGAACAAUAGUUCAAGUAAAGGGCAGCAGCUACUUGUGGAGACGCUGAACUCAAAUAGCUGGCUUUCCUCCGUGUGCUAUGCUAGAAAAUAUGAUGUUAUGGGGCAAGAGAACUUUCUGGCAUUUUUUGACAGACCAGUCAAACCAGACCAGAUGGUUUCCUGCAAAGCUUUUGUUCAGCUGAUCUUACAGCCAUUUCAAGUAAAACCAGAGCUUCUCAA
Molecule: messenger RNA, 3920 nt
Organism: Cuculus canorus (common cuckoo)
Lineage: Eukaryota; Metazoa; Chordata; Aves; Cuculiformes; Cuculidae
Gene: TERF2IP
Product: TERF2 interacting protein
Exons: 3
Coding region: 1-1032 (343 amino acids)
Biological process (GO): regulation of DNA-templated transcription; telomere maintenance via telomere lengthening
Cellular component (GO): shelterin complex
Molecular function (GO): telomeric repeat DNA binding
Source: RefSeq, a predicted model, not a curated record